AUAAUUCGUGAUCAAAACGAGACAGCUCAUAAACCUCAAUUUUUCAAUUCAUCAUUGAUCCUGGAAUCCACAAUGGGCCUCCUUACGAGCGCAAGUUCAACCUUGACGACCAUCUUUGCUUCCUCUCAAGCCCAGACUCAGGCUUCUCCUUCUACUAGUUCAUUUCCUCAAUUUUCCAAACUUCCAAUCGAACUACGACUCAAGAUCUGGGCUUUUGCUCUCGAGCCCCGACCUCUCCUUGUUCACCUCCACAAAUUCGACCCAUCAUGGCUGAACGACCAGCAAAGAUAUGAAAGCUACGCCCCAGAUUGGCCCGAACACUCCAGCUUGGCCGAACCCUUCGAUGGCCCCCAGUUCACCCCCAUGACAGAAGAGGAAGGGGGCGAAAUAUCCUGCAAUCCAGAUUAUCCCUCAGAUCCACAACCAUAUCACAUGGUCGUCACGCCUUGCACUGAUGCACAUCCAUGCCGCUGCACAUACUACCCCCCGUCAUCCACCCACGCACUCCCCUUACCACCCCUCCUUUCCACCUGCCGCGAAAGCCGAGAAGCUUUCAUGGGCCAGUACAUCCGCUGCCUAGAAUCCGAAUACUCCACUCGCGGCGUCCCGGUCGUGCAUCCAACCUCCCUCCUCGUAAAAUCACCACCAUCAACACUUCUCCCCCAAACAGGCCUCAUCAUCAAUCCCUUCCUCGACACAAUUAUCCUCCACGUAAAUGUCGCGUGUCGCUCCGAUGUCCAGCAAGUACACUUCUUUGCAUCCAUCCUAUCUACCCAGCUCCCGGAGGUCAGAAAAGUAGUGAUACAGAUCGAUAUUGCUAUGCCCCCGUAUAAAUUUUGGCAAUCAGCUCGCUUUCAGUAUUGGAGGAGGUGGGGGGAGGAUGGGUGGUGGGUUCCUACGCGGUUUUUGAUUAGGCUGAGAGGGUUGAGAGAAGUGGUGUUGGUGUGUGGAGAGAAAGAGAAGAUGUUACCGUCCGAGUGGAGGGCGCGGACGGAGGGACAGUGGGUGGAAGAGUUGGAGAAGAAGAUGGAGGAGUGGCCGGGGGAGUGGAGAGGAGAGAUGCCGAGUUUGCGGUUUGUGGGGGAUGUGAAGGAGGCUUGAGGCAUCCGUAUUUGCCAUCUUGUUGGAAAUGCGAAGUAUGUGUCUCGCGACCAAACACGAUACCGGUACCGAGUGCUUUGGAGAUAGGGGUUAGCUCUCCGUCCUCGCUUACGAAUAUUGCGGCAUAAAGUGACGGGAUUACAGGGCAUUUACGCUCGCGUAGGGGUCUUAGCGGACUCCAGGGUGUUGUUUAAGGUACUACACCCGUUAUAAGCAUUGUAACUCUAGGCCUGAAUCCCUAAAACAAGGGCUGUAAGACAUUUGCAAGGCGUUUGAAGAUCUUCAGGGGUUACAAUGUUGCUGGCGGAGCAACUAUAGCGCUCGGACGCUGUGAGAGAGCUAUUAUAGGACCCUUUAGCGACUCUGCCCCUGUAUGUACAGGGGACAUGCCUUCUAAAGGCGUAGUACCCCUUGUUUAUAGUUUAUAGCGUGCUUACAGGAGAGUAGCC
Molecule: messenger RNA, 1550 nt
Organism: Hyaloscypha bicolor E
Lineage: Eukaryota; Fungi; Ascomycota; Leotiomycetes; Helotiales; Hyaloscyphaceae
Exons: 1
Coding region: 73-1101 (342 amino acids)
Source: RefSeq, a predicted model, not a curated record